Labrus bergylta (ballan wrasse) is the source of this 1235-nucleotide messenger RNA. The record is from RefSeq and is a predicted model, not a curated record. Lineage: Eukaryota; Metazoa; Chordata; Actinopteri; Labriformes; Labridae.
AUGUUGUUGAUCUCCAGCGCCCCCUCCAACGCUCCCUACGUCCUGACGGGCACCGGGCUCGCCAUCAUCGUGUUCGGACUGUUUGGCUGCUUCGCCACCUGCAGGGGGCGCCCCUGGAUGCUCAGAGUGUACGCCGUCUUUCUGUCUGCCGUCUUCAUGACUGAACUCAUCGCUGGAAUCUCUGGAUUCGUCUUUCGUCACGAGAUUAAAGGGACGUUCCUCACCACGUACAGUGAAGCUGUGAUGAGAUACGACGGACGAGACGACAGGAGUCUGGCUGUGGACGGAGUUCAACGAAGAUUACAAUGCUGUGGAGUCUAUAACUACACCAGCUGGUUCAGCAGCGUGUAUUUCCCCGUCGGUGGAGUUCCCUCCAGCUGCUGCGUCAGUUACUCCGACUGCAGCUCAGCAGACCUGAAGAACACGACCCUGGCUGCACGUAAAGUCCACAAACAGGGAUGUUAUGAGUUGGUGACGUCGUUCAUCGAGAGCAACAUGGGAAUCAUCGCUGGAGUGACCUUUGGCAUCGCCUUCUCUCAGCUGAUCGGGAUGUCACUCGCCUGCUGUUUGUCCCGCUUCAUCAACGCCAACCAGUACGAGAUGGUGUAACAGGAAAGAGACGGGGAUGCUCGUCACCAUAGAAAAAGACUUCAGAUGGCCCGCUGCCUUGUGAUUCUGUGUUGAUUAUAUUUCUGUCUCCAACUUUGAUUUAAAGGUUUUAAUGUGAAUGUGAGGAGAACAGAGUGACUCUGUGUCAGUACGGCAAGCAGCAGGUCCAAAAUGUCUCUCAUGAGCCUUAAAGGUCAUAUAUCCUCCUCCUCCUCUCUCAGAGCUCCUCACAACAUGUCUGUGAAGCUUCUUGUUCUAAAUCCACUCUGAUCCUGCGCGCUAUUUGAGCCCGAGAUUAAAAACGACAGUGAUGAUUACAUACAGCCACAUGGGGGCGCUGUUUCAUUUACUCAUAAUGUAAAUGAUGUUAGUGAGUCUCAUUCUGAUGGAUAAUUAACGUCAGCUCAACCAGUUUUCAUCUCAUUCAACAAAAACUCUCAAAAAUGUCUUUAUAUAAUAAACUUUAUAUUUCAAUUUGCAUUUUUUUAAUCUUUAAAGUCUCAGAGGUGUUUUCAUUCUCCCACGAGGUGCCACUCCACAUAACACUGUAUGUAACUUUAUCUUGGUGCUUUCACAUCUUGUAAUCUUGUUUUCUGAAAUAUAAAUGAGUUCUGUCCUUGGUCAAA